This is a messenger RNA of Lentinula edodes (shiitake mushroom), 2158 nucleotides long. RefSeq names its product glycoside hydrolase family 16 protein. Gene Ontology annotation, molecular function: glucosidase activity. The record is from RefSeq and is a predicted model, not a curated record. Gene Ontology annotation, cellular component: endoplasmic reticulum membrane; plasma membrane. The transcript has 12 exons. Gene Ontology annotation, biological process: (1->6)-beta-D-glucan biosynthetic process; fungal-type cell wall organization. The coding region runs from base 356 to 1918 and encodes 520 amino acids. Lineage: Eukaryota; Fungi; Basidiomycota; Agaricomycetes; Agaricales; Omphalotaceae.
CACGCACAAUACGCUUCUCCUCACCCAGGCCAUUCCAUUCCCUUGUACCGCACUGGUAGCGUAUUCUUCCACCUUUCUCUAAGAGCGAUUGUUUUGUACGAUGGCGCAUCCCAGAAGACAAGGCAAUAACCUUGUUAAACCAACCAAACCUGGGCACUCGACCAAGAAAUCGCCAGCGAAGCUACAAACGAGUGAGUAAACAUUUCUCUGACCGUCAAACUCAUAAACUUACGGUCUCGCGGCAGCCACAGGUACACACGGCUCGUCAAGAGCUUCGUCAACAUCCCCCUCAUCCAGAACUGUUUCGUCGAAGGGUGGAUCACAAAACCUUUUGGAAAGCUGGAACCCGAGCCUCAUGAUAGACCAACCAGAGCCCGAUGACUACCUCUACAAUAACCCUAAUCCCAGAAGUCUCUCAAGGAAUCACAUAUUCACCGCGCGCGGUCUCUCAAACCUAGGAUGUAUGCUGAUACUAGGAUUAUCCCUUUUGGGUCUAUUCAUUGGAUAUCCUGUAUCUACAUACUACACUACAGCCCAGGAGACAUUAUUUGGGAACUUGGGUCCAGGUGGGAUCAAUGCAACUGGCCAGAUACCACAAAUGAUAGGAAAUUGGGGUCUUAUUGAUCGUGAAACCCCCCAAGAUGCCCUUACUUUACCGUCGUAUAUGGAUGGCGCCGAAUGGCAGCUAGUUUUUAGUGAUGAGUUCAAUACAGACGGAAGAACAUUCUAUCCUGGGGAUGAUCCGUAUUGGGAAGCAGUGAACCUACAAUAUUGGGAGACCGGUAACUUGAACUGGUACGAUCCUUCGGCUAUAAUCACCAAGGACGGAUCCCUCGAGAUCACCCUUUCCAAGCAGCCUUCACAUGGGUUGGACUAUCAAGGCGGCAUGCUCACAACAUGGAACAAAUUCUGUUUCACUGGCGCGAUUGUUCAAGCGAGUGUUUCUUUACCUGGGAUGAACAAUGUCUCGGGGCUGUGGCCCUCAAUAUGGACUUUAGGGAACCUGGGUCGUGUAGGCUAUGGAGCUACCUUGCAAGGAAUGUGGCCAUACAGUUAUGAUACAUGCGACGUCGGGGCUGUUCCGGGUCAGGUCAUCGAUGGGAAACCGGCCGCUGCGAAUGAGCAAGGCCCAUACAACAAUGCUAGCAUUUCAGGUCUACCAGGACAACGUCUUUCCAGGUGUACGUGCCCUGGGGAAGAACACCCUGGUCCGAAACAUGACGAUGGGUCCUUUUUUGGACGGUCUGCACCAGAGAUUGAUCUGUUUGAAGGGCAGGUGGAUGGAACGACUGGUUGUGUGUCGCAAAGUGGACAGUGGGCACCUUUCAACAACGGAUAUGAAUUUCAAAACAAUAGCAAUGGGUUGAUUAUCGAUGACCCAAGCAUCACAAUUCAGAACUCGUAUAUCGGAGGCCCGUUACAGCAAGCAACUUCCUAUGUCACUCAGACGAAUCAAAUAUGCUACCAGCAGAACGAAGGCUGUUUUUCUAUAUACGGCAUUGAGUACAGACCAGGAUAUGAAGCUGAUAAUGCUUACAUCACUUGGAUAUCCGAUGGCAAGAAAGCGUGGACUUUGGAGGCAGCUGGAGUCGGUGCCGAUCCCAUUACAAACAUCUCUGCAAGACCGAUUUCCCAAGAGCCAAUGGCCUUGAUUGCAAAUCUCGGAAUGUCAAGUUCUUUCAGUUUCUUGGAUUUUGACAACCUCGUGUUCCCCGCCGUCAUGCGUGUUGACUGGAUAAGAGUUUACCAGCCUUCUGAUGCAGUUAACAUUGGAUGUGACCCAGAGGCAUAUCCAACCAAGGACUAUAUCGAGGCCAACAAAGUGGCAUAUAACAAUCCUAAUCUGACCACAUGGGACUCGAGCAUCUCUGGAUACAACAAGACAUUUCCAAAGAACAGUUUGGUUGACGGUUGUUAGGGCUAAAUUUUAUAGGAUGUGAGGAGUAUCAUUAUUUGUCCGUAUUUAUGUUGUAGGAUUCGUGUACAUAGAGUGCCUUGUAGGGUAGCGCUAAAUUGGUUUCAAGGUGUGACAUGUCCGAAAUGAAAUGAUUGUGAAGGUGUUGUCCUAUGGUGGCUUCAGUACUUCACCUUCCUCUUUCAGCUACUUUUCCCCCAUAUUGGGACUGUCACUUUUGUGAGUCACUGUGAUGUGGUUGAG